GCUCACGGGAGAGCUGACAUUGCGAGGUACAGUGAUGGUCCUGUUGUAAACAUUAUAUCGAUUCGUGAUUUUGGCCGCUCUCUAUUAUUUUCAAGUGACUGGAAACAUUCACCAUUUUUUCACAACAAGACGGAACUACACUGCUCAUCUUUUCGGGGAAAACGAGGAUCCGGCCUUCUCAUUCUCAAACUAGUUAUAAUAUAUUCCAAAAAUUCAGGAACUGCGAUUCCAUUCCAGGAUUGUUAGUGAUCGAAUGAGUGAAAGCCGGAAUGGUUAAAGAACGUCUAUAAUGCUCAUCUUUAAUUCCGUACGAGACAAUAGUUAUUUAUUUAUUUAUUUUGUUUUUGAGCUCGAUCAGCAAGACUUCAAAAGUAAUAAACUUAUGGUCAACGUCUCUGCUUAAUUCCCUGGAAAGAAUUGCCAAAGUGACCCUCGUAGAAUUUUCGAAGUCUAACGUCUUUAUAUGGUUUCACUUUCACGCGUUUUUAGCGCAUCAUUGAAACCAGAGUUCAAACAAGAAGUAACGAACUCAACCCCCAAAUGACGAAAACAACCAAAAAAUGUAUCAAGCUCUCUUUCUACACAAGCCUCUUCCUUCUCCUCUCCAGCCAUGCAACCUCUGAUCAGCUCCAUGAUCAAGAGCAGGCAGUUCUACUGAAGCUAAAGCAACACUGGCAAAACCCCCCGUCCCUCAACCAUUGGAACUCAUCAAACUCCUCCCACUGUAUCUGGCCAGAGAUCGCCUGCAGUACUGAUGGCUCAUCAGUCACUGGACUAUCCCUCCAAAACAUGAGUAUCAACGGAACAGUCCCACCCUUCAUCUGUGACCUCAAGAACCUCACAACCCUCGACCUUUCAGACAACUAUAUGACCUCUAAUGAGUUCCCACGAGCUCUCUACAAGUGCUCCAAUCUCCAAUACCUCGACCUCUCGCAGAACUACUUCGCCGGCACGGUCCCUGAUGACAUUCACCUCAUGGCUCAGCUUCGCCUGCUCAACCUUGGAGCCAACAGCUUCUCCGGAAACAUCCCAGCAUCCAUCGGGCAAUUAACAGAGUUGAGAACACUUCAGCUCUUCCAGGUUCCAUUUAACGGUUCUUUCCCGCCAGAAAUUGGCAAAUUGUCCAAUCUCGAACGACUAGAAUUGGCCUGGAUGACGAGAAUCACAACAACGUUGCCUUCGGAGUUCACAAGGCUGAAGAAACUGAAGUAUCUUUGGGUGGCAGGCUCCAAUUUGGUAGGAGAAAUUCCAGACACGAUUGGAGAAAUGGCGGCACUGGAGCAUUUGGAUUUGUCGAGGAACAAUCUAAGCGGGAAAAUCCCGAGCAGUUUGUUUAUGCCGAAGAAUUUGAGUAAAGUGUUCCUUUACAAAAACAAAUUGUCCGGGGAGAUUCCUCGGGUGGUUGAGGCUUUAAAUAUAGACGUUGUUGAUCUCUCCGAGAAUAACUUAACCGGAACAAUACCCGAUGAUUUCGGAAGACUCACCAAAUUGUCGGGUCUGAGUUUGUUUCUCAAUCAAUUAUCUGGAAAAAUUCCAGAUAGCAUAAGUCGUCUUCCGGGGCUGAUAAUUCUUAGACUGUUUGACAACAAUUUAUCAGGUACUUUAUCUCCGGACUUUGGGCGGUAUUCUAUGCUUAAAGAGUUUCAGGUGUCGUCCAAUAGACUUACUGGCCAGCUGCCACAACAUUUGGGUGAGAAUAGAAGGUUGGUAGGAGUGGUAGCUUUCAACAACGACCUCAGUGGUGAACUGCCCCAGUCGCUUGAAAAUUGCAACAAUUUGAUAAUUGUUAAUGUUCAUAAUAAUAGGUUUUCUGGGAAUGUUCCUAGUGGCCUAUGGACAUUAUUCAAUUUAAGCGUCUUGAUGUUAAACAACAAUUCAUUUACAGGUGAGCUUCCUGAGAGAGUGUCAUGGAAUCUUUCUCGAUUAGAGAUCAGUCACAACAAGUUUUCAGGUAAAAUUCCGGCGGGAGUGUCUUCCUGGAAGAAUUUGGUGCAUUUCGAGGCUAGCAAUAACCUCUUAAAUGGUACAAUUCCUCAAGAACUAACAGCUCUUCCUCUUUUAAUAACUCUUUUUCUUGAUCAGAAUCGACUCUCAGGCUCCCUUCCAUCAGAUUUUUUAUCAUGGAAAUCGCUGGAUAUGCUAAACCUUAGCCAAAAUGCAAUCUCAGGAGAAAUUCCAGAGGCAUUUGGUUCGUUACCAGGACUUACUGUUUUGGACCUCUCAGAAAACCAACUAUUUGGUGAAAUUCCUCGAGAACUUGGCCUCCUGAAGCUCAAUUCACUCAAUCUCUCCUCGAAUCAUUUGACUGGGAGGAUACCAAGUGAACUCGAAAAUGAUGCAUAUGCCAGCAGCUUCUUAAACAAUCCUCAUCUCUGUGCUUAUCGGCCGUCACUUAACAUUGCCAAAUGCAAUUCCAAACCCCAAAAUUCAAGCAAAAUUUCAUCCAAAUUACUCGCUUGGAUUAUAGUUUUACCAGCAGCUUUCCUUGGUUUGGUAGCUUCAUUGCUUGUGAUCAGAAUUAAUAGGAAGAGAAAGCAUGUAUUGGAUUUGAGCACGUGGAAUCUCACCUCAUUCCAGAGGUUGAAUUUCACAAAAUCUGACAUUUUGUCAGGACUGACAGAAAAUAAUGUGAUUGGUUGCGGUGGAUCGGGAAAGGUAUAUCGUGUUGCUAUUAAUCCUUCACCUGAUUUUGUUGCUGUGAAGAAGAUUUGGAAUAGCAAAAAGCUAGAGCAGAAGCUUGAAAAAGAAUUUCUUGCAGAAGUCAAAAUACUGAGUUUAAUUCGACAUUCCAACAUAGUGAAGUUGCUCUGUUGUAUCUCCACUGAUAAUUCAAAACUUCUUGUCUACGAGUAUUUGGAAAACCGCAGCUUGGAUCUAUGGCUGCAUAGGAAGAGUGCAGCAUCAACUGUCUCGGGUUCAGUCCAUAACGAUGUCUUGGAUUGGCCUAAGAGGAUGAAGAUAGCAGUUGGGGCUGCCCAGGGGCUCUCCUAUAUGCACCACGACUGCUCACCACCCAUUGUUCAUCGAGAUCUUAAGUCAAGCAACAUCCUAUUAGAUUCCGAGUUUAAUGCAAAAAUCGCCGAUUUCGGUCUAGCCAAGAUGAUGAUCAAGCAGGGAGAAUCUGGUACAAUGUCAGCUGUGGUUGGCUCUUUCGGCUACAUGGCCCCAGAGUAUGCUCACACGAUACGACUAAAUGAGAAGAUUGAUGUUUAUAGCUUUGGGGUCAUCCUUUUGGAACUGGCAACUGGAAGAAAAGCUAGUGAUGGUGACGAACACACAUCACUUGUCCAAUGGGCAUGGCGACAGAUUCAGGAAAGCAAGCCUAUAGUUGAUGCCUUGGACGAGGAGGUCAAGGAGCUCUGUUACUUGGAUGAAAUGUACCGUGUUUUCCAACUUGGAAUCAUUUGUACAGGUACUCUGCCUUCUACCAGACCCUCCAUGAAAGAGGUUCUCAAAAUUUUGCUCCGACGCAGCCAGCCACUUGUUUUUGGAGAGAAGAAUAUUUCCGAGUACGAUGCUUCUCCUCUGUUCAAGAAUUCAAAGAGCGAGAGGGUAUUAGAAAACAAUGAUGCAACUUUGGCAUCCAUUGUUUGACGACUUCUCGAAAAAUGCUAGAUAUUAUAAUUUUAUUCAAUAUUUAUUCAACAA
This is a messenger RNA of Alnus glutinosa, 3648 nucleotides long. RefSeq names its product receptor-like protein kinase HSL1. Gene Ontology annotation, biological process: protein phosphorylation. Lineage: Eukaryota; Viridiplantae; Streptophyta; Magnoliopsida; Fagales; Betulaceae. The record is from RefSeq and is a predicted model, not a curated record. The transcript is spliced from 2 exons. Bases 541 to 3594 code for a protein of 1017 amino acids. Gene Ontology annotation, molecular function: ATP binding; protein kinase activity; protein binding.